Messenger RNA from Astrephomene gubernaculifera, 4588 nucleotides. The record is from the annotation of a GenBank genome assembly. Lineage: Eukaryota; Viridiplantae; Chlorophyta; Chlorophyceae; Chlamydomonadales; Astrephomenaceae.
CGAAAAGCAGAAAAAUGCUCCUCUUUCUUGCUUUCGUGGUGAAAUAACGCCAAGGGACGUCUUGAGGGUUAAACGCAGUGUGUAGGAAAGUCAUGCAGGCUAACGAUUUUGCGCACACGACGCCUUGCCCCGAUUCUGGCUUUGUAUCGGGUUGUCAUAAUACGUCGACUCUGUCACAGCCUGCACCAAUGGCGAUCAGUCCACUCAUGCAGUGGGUAUCACCGUCUGGUGCUGACGAAUCACCUUCACCUCCGGCUGUGAAUCCUUAUGGCAUAUUGACCUCAUUCAGACUGCCGGUCACGGCAGCGUCGCCUACUCAGUCCUCAUGGUGCAGCGUCAGCAACCUCAUCGCUGUCGGGCUUACCCCUGAGCCAGGCAACAGCACAGCCCAGAUCAUGGUUAUGGAGCCCUCAAACCCCGAAGACUGCACGUCAUUUAAACUGCCUUUGACAGGGCCCGGAGAUUACAUCAGCCACAUGGAGUGGUCUCCUCCGGGGCAAAGGCGUGCACUGCUGUGUGCGACGGCGUCUGGACGGGUAUUCGUGUGGACGCAGCCUUCGCAGCAGGGCCAAGACGACUCUGUCUUCCCGCGCUGUGUCGACGAUUGGCAUGGUCAGCUGCUCCACGACGCCAGCAGCACCAGUGCGAACAGCAGCAGCAGCAACAAAAACAUCCGCACCAGCAGCAGCAACCGCAGCCUUGUCGGUGCUGGCGGCGCAGCAGGCGGCAGCGGCAACUUGGAGGGGCACCUUCAGGAAGCCCAGCGAGGACGGGGCGUAAAAGCGGAACCCUUGGAAGACGGGGCAGUCGGUGCGGAUGUUGCCGGCGCUAGCAACAACAACACCCAUGGCAAUUCUCUAGCCCAGCAGCAGCAGCAGCAGCUGCCCGCCUUUGCAUGCGUUUGUUGGCUGCGGCAGCCGCCGAGCGGACGCUCCUGGAGGACGUCAGAGCUGGCAGCGAAGCGGCUGCCUUGCUCCUCCGCCUCCUCGUCUGGCGCUGGUGUGGGUGCUGGGUCGGCAGGCGGGGGAGGCGGCAGCGGAGGCGGCGAGGAGGGAGCGGCAAAGCAGCAGCAGCAGGCGCUUGAGAACUUUGACACACUGUUUUGUGAGGAUGCCCUGGUACCUGGGGCGGUACCCCACUGGGCUCGGCCGCACCAACUAACCGCUGCCGUACUAACCUCCAACGGCUCCCUCACCCUGCUGUGGACCACCGCCUCCAAGCUGCCCAACACCCUUUCCUGGCACCGCUCCAAAACCCUAACCCUGCCUCCUCCGCUGCCGUCGCCGUCAUCAGCGGCAGCAACUAACGCAGUGGCGGUAGCAGCAGCAGCAACAGGAACCGGACCCCAUCCGCAGCAGCAGCAGCAGCAGUCGGUGGCAGUGCGGUACGCAUCCAUCUCCGCGGCGCAUGAUGGUACCCUGGCGAUUGCUGCGGUGCUGCAAGAUGGCAGCAGCAGCAGUGGCGCUACUAACGCUGGCGGCAGCAGCGCCGGCGGCGGUGGGGGUAGCGGCGUCAAUGCCGACGGCGGUAGCUGUGGCAACGGCAGCGGCAGCCAUGCCACCCGUGUUGUCCUGUACUGCAUGCGCGGUAAUCCAACACUGUCGGGUCAACCGGUGCCGCAAACGCCGGGGGCAACCGCCACAGCAGCGGCAGCUGCUGCAGCGGGCGCCGCUACCUCCUCGACACCCACAGGGUCGCGGAGGGAGGCGCCGUUACCCACCCUGGAGCCUCAGGCCGAGCUGGACGUCCCGCCAGGGCUGGAUGUACGGCAGUGCCGGCUGCUCGUCCCUGCAUGCGCCGUAAAGCGGCUUUACCUGCUCGCAUCAUCACCAUCACCAUCCACAACAGCAUCAACGACAGCAGCCCACGCCCACGCCCCUAAUAACCACCAGCAACAGCAACCGCAGCAACCGCCGGCGCCUCGUAUCAAGCAGGAGCCCUUCAACAUCGCCACCACCACGACCCAAAUGGACGCCGGUUCGCCUUCUCUCCCCCACGCCCCGCAACCUUCCCAUCGCAUGCAGCCGGAGGUAGAAGCGGUGGUGCUGAGCUACACGGAGAAAGCAGCUGGGCAAGGGGGUGCUUCAGCCGACCCGGGGUCAACAGCGUCAGCCGGUGGAGGUUUCCGCUGGUUCUUAGAACGCAAGGCGACUGUGUCGGACGAGGCUGGCAGCAGCAGCAGCCAAUGGGACGGCGAUUGGACUUCCGAUCGUAUUAGCAAGCACCGAGGUCACAUGGCUCUCGGCGUCGAGAGUACUGAUACUGACAAUGGGGACCAGCAUUCGCAUGCGCCCGGGGCUCUGCUUCAGCAACCCGCGUGGCCGUCCUCCUCCGCAGCAGCAGAGACGUCGAUCAGCGUGUCCUCAGACGGUUCGAAGCUCGUCGUGGCUUUCCGCGGUACGGCGCAGUGCAUGGAUUCCGAAACCCUUGCCGUACUGCGCAAGGUGAAUGCCGUACCCGAAAGUCACUCUGCUGCUACAGCUUAUCUGAGCAGUGGUCGCAAUGCGACUUGGCCUGGCGACAGUCAACAAGGGGUCGUUGGGCAGGGUACGACAACGCCAUCGUACGACAAUGGAGGGGCCGGCCUGGCAAUUGAAACACCACCACCAUCGUCACCACAGCAGCAGGUCCUGGCAUCUACUGUGUGUUUCUCGGCGAACAGCUGUUGCUUGUGCUUCGUUACGGAAGUGGGAAGGCCGCGGCAGAGGCGGAGGCGCCAAUCUGGACAAGGCGACGGCACAGCCGCUAGCGGGAGAGGUCGCCUCAAUGGGGGCGGUGACGAGGACACUGACAUGGCUGAUGCCGAGGCGGCGGCGGCGCCGAAUGGCGACGAGUCGUUCGCCGCCGCCGCGAAUGUGUACGGCAAUGGUGGCGGCGGCGACUAUGAAGCCGAGGCUGACGAGGCUGGCUGGGACGAGGACGGUAGGGUGCUUCUGGAGUUAUACACGGUUCAGGAUGUGGCUACGGAAGGAGGUAACGGUAGCGGCGGUUUCGGAGCCGGUAACAGUACGACAUUAGCUCAUGGCGGCAAUGCGGUGUACGGCAAUGCUGGCGGCGAUGUGGCUGAGGAUGCGGUGUCGUGCAACUUGGAUACCAUGCGGCUGGCGUGGGGGCUACUGCACAAGCUGAGCCUAUGGGAUGUAGCAGAGCGGUUGCGCUGUCGCUGGCGAGCGGGGCAACGCGCCCACGUGGCUCGCUGCCUGGAUCAGCUAGAUGGGCUGUUGUACGGACAUGAGGAGUUUGCUGUACGAGGGGCGUUAGCACCUGGCGUGACGAGGGCCAAGCUGGAAGUCCUGCGACGUCUUCCCGACCCUCACGCAGCCCUGGUGGCCGCAGAUCUCCUGGCGCAUGCUCGUACAGUGCAGUACAGCCAGGCACUGUCGCUGCUGUACAGUCAGCAAUCCGAAGCGCUCUCAAACCCCGAGACACGCGCGCUAGCCGCCCACAUGGUGUGGUUUGUGUUGGAGGUGUGCACCCUCAUGAUGGCUGCCGUACGAAUCUGGGCGGAAGAACAAAGCGGGGCAGGACCAUCAGCAGGAGGAGCGGGAGCCGGAGCAGCAGGGGAUGCGAUCAAGCAGGAGGGUGGAGGUGCAGCAGGAGGAGGAGGAGGAAGUGGGGGAGGUGGGAAUGGCGCGGCAACAGCUGCGGAGGGAGCAGGAGGAGGUGGUGGAGGUGGUGGAACUGCGCUGCUGCCGCUGCUGCGGCUUUACCCUGAUUACCAGCUUAUGAAGCAGAUGCAGCUGGCCUUGCUUGGGACGAGUCUGUCCAAUGCGGCGAGCAGCAAGUCGAGUGCCGAGACGCGCGCCUCGCUGGGCCUGCACGCAGCCAUUCAGGAGGUCCUGGGCAGCGAGGCGGGUGUGCGGGUGCGGUCGCUGAUCCACAUCUCGCUGCAGCUGCAGCACCGGGCGCCCAAGCUGCUCAACUCACACCUGCAGGCUCUUCUACACCAGCAGCAGCAGCAGCAGAGCGGUGGGUCAGCCGGGUCGACAGCAGCAGCUGCAGCUCCUGCACCGGGGGUGCUAGUGCCGGGAGCCGCCGUGGCGCCGGUGACGGCAGCGGAGGUGCAGGACGCAGCCAAGUCGGGAGACUUGCCGCGGGCUCUCAUGCACCGCACGCUAGCCGGCCUCUUCCCCGGGCCCUUCCACGUGCACUGCGUGAGGUGCAAGGGACUCAUCACGGCAGCCUCGCUGGCGCAGAACUUCCGCCAGGAGGAGCUCUCCCGCAUGACGGCGCUGCUGCCCGCCACCCGGGAGGCCCUCCUGGAGCGGUACCGCGGACUGGGGCUGCAGCAGCAGCUGCUGGAGAGCGGCCCGCCGGCGCCCGGCAAGCUGGGAGCGCCGCAUGCAGCGUCACGGGAGCUGUGGAGGAGCUUCAGGUGCGCCGCUCCCUUCCCCGAGCUCCACGCCGCCCAGCUGCCGCCGCACCCUGCCGCCGACUCCUCUCAGCGGCAGCGCUGGCGGCGGCAGCGGUCGGAGGCGAUGGCGCUCGCUAGCUCGGCACCCCUGUGGUCGCAUACGCAUGGUGUCCCAGCUGAGAGCCUCAGUGGAGCCCCCCUGCCCUCGGGAGCCGUGUGGUCGCUGGAAGCCAG